UUCGCUUUUCUUUCUGUUUUUGUUUCAAAAUCAUAGGACUCCUCUUAACUUCUAAGUCUUAACUACUUUCAUGUUUUCUGUUCACGCUUAACUUUUUCACAUCUGGGUUCUACUUGUUUCUUCAUUUUUCUUUGCUUCUCUUGUAUGAUUUCUUUUAAUGGGUAGUUGCAGAAACUGAUGUCAAACUCGGUAUCUCCCAGCAGAAAAAGAGGGGGGAAAUUUUUCUGGGUUUCCAACUUGAGAGAGUUUUAAGUUUAUUUGGAAUGUUUGGGCUGAUGGGUUCUUUUUCUUGUUUUGGGAUUCUGUAAGAAGCUUCUGUUCAUAUAGUGAUAGAUUGCAGAGAAUCGCAAACAUGAUGGGAUCAUUCGGCUCGUUUCAGCUUCUCUUGGUUACUUGGGGUGUUCUUUUUGGCUUCUCUGAUUCUUUUGUGACUAAUGAAGUUCGGGCUCUUACGGCCUUCAGGGAAGCUAUUUAUGAGGACCCUUCAUCUGUUUUAUCAAAUUGGAAUGCGCUCGAUGCUGAUCCUUGCAACUGGUCCGGCAUUUCUUGUUCACUGGGUCGAGAUCAUGUUAUCAAGCUAAACCUCUCUUCUUGUUCUCUAAGGGGAUUUCUUGCACCAAAUUUGGGGUCCCUCUUCUCCCUGCAAGAAUUAAUCCUGCACAAAAAUAGUCUCAUUGGGACGAUACCAAAAGAAAUUGGCAUGUUAAAAAACCUAAAGGUCUUGGAUCUGGGAAUGAAUCAACUUACUGGGCCCAUUCCCCCAGAGAUUGGAAAUUUGAACAGUGUAAUGAAAAUAAACCUUCAAUCGAAUGGAUUGUCCGGCAGUGUUCCUCCUGAGCUUGGAAAUUUGAGUAACCUUGUGGAACUGCGCUUGGAUAGGAACAGGCUUCAAGGAACUGUUCCUGGCAGCAACAACUCAAGCUCUGCAUCUAACAUGCAAGAGAUGUAUGCAUCACAUGGAAAUGCAACUGGCUUCUGCCGCACAUCUCAGUUAAGGAAUGCAGAUUUCUCAUACAACUUUUUCGUUGGAAGAAUACCCCGGUGCCUGAAUUAUCUCCCCAGAACAAGUUUCCAAGGUAACUGCUUCCAAGAUAAAGAAUCCAAACAGCGUCCUUCUAUGCGAUGUGGUGCUUCUCCAGUAACUUCAUCUACAAAAAGCCAUCCAGGAGCAUACCCGAAGCACCGACAGGCUGAAAAUGGCCAUAAACAUCAUGAGGCAUCAAAACCCGUGUGGCUAUUGGCUCUAGAAAUUGUAACAGGGACAGUUGCGGGCUUCCUCUUGCUUAUUGCUGCUUUUGCUGCUGCUAAAAGAUGCAAUGCGCAAUCUUCUGAUAUAAUUCCAUGGAAGAAAAAUGUAAACAGGAAGGACCACAAGGACCAUCUGAUUAUAUACAUGGAACCCGAAAAGCUGAAGGAUGUAGUAAGGUUUAGCAGACAGGAACUUGAAGUAGCCUGUGAGGAUUUCAGCAACAUUAUAGGCUCCUCCCCGGACAGUUUAGUGUACAAAGGCACCAUGAAGGGCGGACCAGAGAUUGCUGUGAUAUCACUUUGCAUAAAGGAGGAGUACUGGACUGGCUAUCUUGAGCUUUACUUUCAAAGAGAGGUGGCAGAUUUGGCAAGAUUAAAUCAUGAGAACACCGGAAAAUUACUGGGUUGUUGCAGGGAGGCCAACCCGUUUUCCAGGAUGCUGGUCUUUGAAUAUGCAUCAAAUGGGACACUCUAUGAGCAUCUCCACUAUGGGGAAGGAUGUCAAUUAUCUUGGAGCCGACGCAUGAAAAUUAUUUUAGGCAUUGCUCGUGGUCUAAGAUAUCUUCAUACAGAACUUGAGCCUCCAUUCACUAUAUCCGAACUAAGUUCAAAUGCUGUAUAUCUUACAGAGGAAUUUUUCCCCAAGCUUGUUGAUUUUGAAAGCUGGAAAACAGUUCUGGCAAGAUCAGAAAAGAACUCAGGUUCCAUUGGUAAUGGAGGCACAUUAUGUAGUUUUCAAGAAUCUCUAGAUGAGCGCCAUUUGGAUGUCCAAGGGAAUUUAUUUGCCUUUGGAGUACUCUUACUAGAAAUAAUCAGUGGGAGACCUCCAUACUGCAAAGACAGAGGAUGCUUAGUAGAUUGGGUAAGAAACCACUUUAGAUUUGGGUUUUUGUUCAAAUUCUUCCUUUACAAUACCCCAUAUAGUAUGGUUAGCCUAUGCAUUUCUGAAACAACAUUUCUUGUCUACCUGGUCCAGGCUAAGGAGUAUGUAGAUAUGCCAGAAAUAAUGUCUUAUCUAGUGGAUCCAGAGUUGAGACAUUUCAGAUAUGAUGACCUAAAAGUAAUCUGUGAGGUGGUGAGCCUAUGCAUUCAGUCUGAUUCUGCUAAGCGACCAUCGAUGAAAGAGCUGUGCCCCAUGUUAGACAGUAGAAUCGACGUUUCAGUAUCUGCUGAUCUUAAAGAGUGUCCUUUGGCAUGGGCUGAGCUUGCUUUAUCUUCAUAGUCACAUUGAAGAUGCAGAAUGUAAAUCAGAAAUACACAUCUGUAUUACUUACAUUUUUUUUUUCUUUUAGGAAAGAUUGCAUGCUGAAGAAAAUAUAGAGCUUCAUGCACUGCAAAUGCCAUUAUAUUUGUGUAUACUACUAAUGUGGAAAGUUGAGAGAUCACUAAUGAAUUUAAUGGAUCUGUUACAUUUGCCUCUCUUCUAAUGGAUCUGAUUUUGGCC
Messenger RNA from Macadamia integrifolia, 2692 nucleotides. Its product is annotated as probable LRR receptor-like serine/threonine-protein kinase At1g63430. The coding region runs from base 353 to 2470 and encodes 705 amino acids. The transcript has 12 exons. The record is from RefSeq and is a predicted model, not a curated record. Lineage: Eukaryota; Viridiplantae; Streptophyta; Magnoliopsida; Proteales; Proteaceae. Gene Ontology annotation, biological process: protein phosphorylation. Gene Ontology annotation, molecular function: protein binding; ATP binding; protein kinase activity.